Rhizoctonia solani is the source of this 696-nucleotide messenger RNA. RefSeq lists its product as uncharacterized. The record is from RefSeq and is a predicted model, not a curated record. The transcript has 3 exons. Bases 1 to 696 code for a protein of 231 amino acids. NCBI's taxonomy places the organism in Eukaryota, Fungi, Basidiomycota, Agaricomycetes, Cantharellales, Ceratobasidiaceae.
AUGCCUACACCGUACAUCCAGCUGCCCUCAUCUGCCACCGACGAAAAGCCGCGUAGACAGCUCGUGACUCCUGCAAGAGCCGGUAUUGUCCUUAUCAUCACUCUGCUCGCUGCUCUCUUCGUGUUCUCUCCUGCUUCCGACAAACCCAUGUCUGGUCCCGGACGAUCCAUUGCCAACCCUGCGGGAUGGUAUUCCCGUGCGACACCUCAUCCCGAUGGUUCCAACUAUGAUGUAAAGAAGGAGAACGUUGUCCUCGGACUGUUGAGGAACUCGAGGGUUGAGCCUGAAGGCUUCAGCGUGGCUCUCUUCAAACCAAACGUAGCAGUCGAUGCUAUGGGUCGUGUCUGGACCUUGAAUGACGUGGACUUUGAUGCCCUCACCAAGUUGGCCACUCUGACCAGGGAGCUCCCCGACACUGGUGCCUUCCGUAACCAAUGGCGGGUAAAACACGACCGCACUGACUAUCCAAUCGACCAACUCUACGUCUCCACCUCUGCUGGUCUCCAUACCAUUGGCGUCUAUGGCCACGAUGGCGAAACUACAACCCUCAAGCCCCCCGUUGGCGACAUCACCGAGCUUCCCACCACGUUGAACUCCCUGGUUACGCUCGCCAAAGAGGGCCGUGAAGGGUUCCAGAGAGGACAAGAGAAUUCUGAAGUAACGAACAAGGUUAAAGCCUGCUUUGCAGAUGAGUAG